UUCAGACAGCCUCUGCUUUGUUAUUUGCACUACGUGCACUUUAUGGAUUAUGUAAACUGGCACUUUCCCAAGGCUUUGUGUAGCCCGAAUCAAGUCCAAAGCGAAGCUUUCUUAGCUCUUGCACGAACACAUUUAGAGAAUUGCCAUUCGUGAUACUGCAGUGAUCCACCCUUAUUCACCCUGCCUGUGUCUGUGAGAGAAGAGAAGGCAGCAGAGCAGAACUGCACGGACGCCAGGGUGUAUUGUCCUUUCAUGGCUUACAGGUGCGCGUUUACUAAUCACAGAUGGUAAAGAGCGAGAACACAGGAGCUCGCAGUUAAAAGAAGGUGGUGGUAAAAGAAGGACAUUGUCCCCCAUUCAUAUAUUGGGGAAAAAAUUAAAAUAAUGUUGAAUGAAAAAAUAAAACACAAUAACUGGAAUAAUUAAACAUCAAUUUAACAAUUCGAAUUAAACAAUAAUUUCCGGGAUCAUCAAUGUUCCCAAGGAGCAUGGAGGAAAAAAAAUAGAGGAUAUCUUAGUACUGUAUAUGACAUCUGUCUUCCAAUGUGCUCUUGCUUGACAACUGACAAGAUUCAUGUAGCAAAAGGUAUUUUUAGCUGAAAGCGAGUCUGGAACCGUUUUUUUCAUCAAUCUGCUCUCAAGUGCAGGUUAAGUGAGCUCAAGAGUAAAAAUAAAAAUCAGAAAAAAAUCCAUAUGACUUGAAUAUUAAAAACAUAAGUGUUCAACAGGUUCAGUAUUUAACUGUGUACAAUUUAAUUAUAUAAAGUAAACAAUGAGGGCAUACAUUUAGCUCAAUCCAUCAGCUUAGUGGCUCCUCCAUGUCUGCAGAGCUAAACAGUUGCAGAGAACCAGAACGCAUUAGGUUAGUGGGGUUGUUUUAGUGUCCUUUUCAACUAUCCAACAAUAUGAAGUCUGUCAGUAAGCAGACCUGAGCAUUGCGUAGACCUAAGAGGUCAAAUGUGGAGAAAAUGCUUCUAAACCUCUCUAUAUAAGAGGGGGAAGUACAAUCACUUAUAGACCUGUGAGGAAAGAUGCCCUAAUAAGGUAACAAAAAGGGGAAGCUAAAAGGUGAAAUGGUCAAUUACAAAGGCCAUCUUAGUCAGUUCUAGGGUUGGACAAUUCUUAAACCUCUCAUUCUCCAGAGCAGAAGAAGCAAGAAGCAAGAUGCAAGUUUCAGCUGCCAACAGAUCUGAAGCACUGGCAUUUCGGGCUAUUACUCAUGUAAGGGAACAUUACAGGUGUUGUAUUCAAUAAAGACCAGAUAUAAUUUUUUCAGGUUUUUUUUGGUAACCCAACACCACAUUCUGACAUAUUGUACCUAAUUUUAAAAGCUGUAGCUUAAUGAGUACAAAAUGAGCAGUAAUGAUCAGUGAAUGAGAUCAAUGUCUUUACAUUGAAUUGCCACAGCCUGGAGGAAAAAGUACUGCUGCUGCAGAAAGCUAUAGCCUAUAUGUUCUCAUUAAUUGAACACAUGUGACUAGGUAACAGGUUGCUCCUUUUUAAUUUAACCAGCAGCAUUUUAAGAAAUGGGUUGUUAGUUCUGCGAGCUGUUUCAUUUUUCAUUAUGUGCAUGUUAGUGAUUUUUGUUACACUUAUGACUAUAUGUGAAUUAAUGAAAUGAAAGGGUUUUCACUCAUUAUAAUCAGUUCUGAUAAAGGGAAGACUUCUUCAAACCACAUUAGCUCCAGGCUGGAGUUGAAAACACCAUGUAGAAUUCCAGCACAACUACUUUUGACCCACGCCGGAAAUAAUCCAAACUGUACAUUGUCUCAUUUCUGUUAUAGAGCAUGUACCCUUUUUCAAGCGUCCCCUGCACCUACAGUAGUUGUUAGGUUAUUCACAGCAUACCUCAUCAACAACUUUCAAGAAAGAUGUUGUUACAAGCUGUCACGUCUGGAUGACCAUGUAGGAGGUGCAGAAAGUGAGGUUUCAGAACUUGAUCAAUUAAGCACUAUGUAUUCAGGCUGCUAUUAAUUACUACAGGUGGAAUUGUUAAUGAUUAUACACUCCUGCUGAGAUCACACUGCUUGGACCUCUCCAUUAAUGUGUCUGCUCAACACAACAAAUGGCAUAUAAUUCUACAUGUCUGCAUGACACAUGCUGGUCUACUGGGGUGGUCCAUGCAAACCUUGAUUCAUUGCUAAAGAAGGCUUUGCUCUACUGUUGACCAGUCCACCUGAGAAGUUGCUUCAGCAUACCAGUGGCACAAAAGCAUGCUCUUGGUAAGUGGGGCGUAUUGGUCUUCACCUGGAUUGACAGUCAGCAGGUGACCUUAUCUGUGCCAACUGACACAUUCUUUAGUAAGGCUAUGUAGUUUUUGUGCAACACAAAGCCAUUUGAGUGUAUCAUGGUCAGUUAAACCAUUGUCAUAGUUUGCUUUCCCUUUCUCUUUUUGCCUGUCCCAUCACGGACUUUCACUGGGGCAGGCACACGCACUUUUUUUUCGCACUAAGUUCUUGUUCUUGCCUUAUGUGCCCUGCUUACCAGGCUGGACCCCGCUAAAUGCGGUACUGUAAGUCCAGUUUGGUCACCGCUGUGCUAGCGAUUCUUUUUCCCAGGUUUGACCCCGUUAAAUAGGAUAAGCCCAGCCUGGAGGUUACAAGACACAGUGGUACUCUUUCUUUUUUGCCUUUUUGUUUAUUUUUCACUCUUUUUGUAUUAUUUCUGGUCCCUGCUAACCUCACACUGGUGCUUCUGUCCCCUCACCCGGUGCUCGCAACGGCGCUUCCCACUACACUGUCACAACAGUAAAAAAAAAAAAUUACAGACAUUGGUGGAGACAGCCUAGGCCAUCAUUAAUAAGGAACCCUCCAUUUAAACAAUUCACUUGGCACUGCCUCAGAGUGCCCAAAAUAUAAUCAAGGAUCAAAACCACCCUGCGCAUGCACCUUUCUCUCUUCUUCCUUCUGGCAGAAGAGUUAGGAGUAUACAGUAAUUGCCCAAACCUCCGAAUUCAAAGAAAGCUUCUUCAUCAUAGCCAUAAGACUUCUGAACACCACCUCUUAAACCUCCUACCCUCACUGCACCCCACUGCUUUUACACUAAACUCAAAAUACUGUCACCUGAACCAUUUACAGUAUGCACAAAAAAAUUGGAGUUUGCAAAUUGCUGCUAUUUGAGUGCUGCUGAAGUUUACAGUUGUUGCUCUUCUAAUUUAUAUUGCUGCUGUUGUAUUGUGUACUAAUCUUAUAUACUGUGUAUUGCUGCUAACUGUAGGUUUAUACGUACUGCUGCUACUUGUAUUUUACACUGCUACUUUCCACUAUCUUAUUGGCAUGCUGUAUGUGCUGUUUUAUGUUCUUGUCUCCAACAAUUUGUAAUGCCAUUUUUUUCCGAGGAAACAUGCAUGUAAGCAUUCCUUGUACUCUGAUCCAUAUAACAAACUUUAAACUUGAACGAUUUGAGAUACUUGCCGAGAGUGUAGAUAGAACUCUACCGCCCAAAUGCGCUUCAAGUCUGGUCAUGUCAGUAGUAGGCUAUGACAAGUAUACCCACAUCAAAGGCACAGAGUUGUCAAAGCACUGUGGGAGGCAAAUAGUUAAUCAGUUCUUAUAUGCAAGUCCUAUAACUCAAGUACCGACAUACUUGCAGGUAUGGCAGCAAGAGAAAUGCAUUGUGUCACAAGAUGAAUGGCUGUGACAGUUCGGUGUGCCACCAUUCUCCAUUUGUUGAUUGCAAAAUGGGUGAGUACUGUAUGUAACAAAUAAUACACUGACAUCCAUCUUUUAUCAGAAAGCUGCUGAUUUCUGGUAUCAUGUGCCUAUCCCUGGAAGUACAGGACACAAGGUAAGACUACAACCUACAGCCCACUCCAGUUCCGUCUGUUGUAUCCCUAGUAACACUUUUAUCCAUCAUAAGAACAUAAUACAGGUAUGCAAACACGAACCAUUUGGCUCCUCUUGGUCUUUUGGUAGUUCAGUACGUAAGUGAAUCUCAGCUUUCGCCCAGCAAUUUCUUAAAAGUGCCUAGAUUGUGUACCAGGCACGCGCUACUCCUUAAGGACGUGUUUCCUAUUUUCUGUCUAAAUUGAUUGCCUUAAAAUUUCCUGUGUUGACCCUGUGUCCUUGAUUCAAUACUGGGUGUGAAACAGUCUCCUCGGUUUAGCCUAAGUUCGCCACAGGAUUACACACGCUUGUAUGUUCUGAGACCGUUUUUGUUGCUCUCUUUUUGAAGUCUUUUUUGAAGUCUUUCUAAGGCUAUCAAAUUUUCUUGUAUGGUGACCAAAACUAAAUACAGAAUUCUAGAUGAAGUGCUACUGAGUGCAUUGCAGAGCCUAGGUAUACAGUAUCUUCUCUGGAAUUUCAUGUAUUUACAUACAAACAUCUUGUUUAUUUUUUAAUUGAAUAAUCAGGGCUAUAAUAAAUAUUCAAAACCACUUUGAGUGGUACUGAAAGUAAUCUUGGUGACUAUAUCAAGGUAAUUGAUCAAGGUAAUUUUAGUUAUGAAUAAUUUGUGUAGUACUGAUCUUUGUAUUUAAACAGUUCUGAUACAGCUCUUCUGAUUGGCUCUCAAUGUGAUUAGGUCACGUUGGUUUAUUUGGUAUAUUUCGUUCAUUCAUUUUUACUUUGGAAAAUGUUCACUAUUAAUAGUUUCACUGACCGAAAUGUUUACGUAUUAUUAACAAAGAAUUUCUGAGCGACGUGUAUUUAUAUAUUUUUUACUAUGUCAUGUCGUCAUGUCCUCCGACUGACCCAAACAGCAGCCCAUACGUCCUACGCGAAGGCAGGUUAAAAUACGCUUUGGGAGAGUUGCUUUCAUGUCCUGGAGUCGUUUGCUGUGUAUUCGGGAUUUGGUCAAGUUAAAGCAGUGGCAGAUAUUUCGGGAAAUUCCAGGAGAGAAAAGACCUUUCUGGUCGGAAGAUGUCUUGGGUUUCCGGUUCAUGACGGGUGCCGAACUGAAGAGGUUCCCACAACACAAGGCUGGAUAUGCCUUCACCACCAUAAAGUGCGAGUGUUUGACAUACCUUCCAUGGCUUCAGAAAAGUCCCAUUGUUCACAAUUAUGGCCAUGGAGGGUGGGGUGUUUCUUUGAGCUGGGGCACGGCUCUGGAGACAAUGCGGCUGGUGCAGCAGUGUAUACAUGAAAGGCCUUUAAUAUCUAGAUUGUGAACUUUCUGGUAGUGUCUUAUGGGUUAUGGUUUGUAGUCAUUGUAAUUGAUUUCAGAAAGAACACUUAAACCCCCCACUCACACCUGGGCAAGGAGUGAAUCAGUGGAAAUGGUUGAUCAACACAUACUGCAGUAUUCUGACUGCAAGUUAAAUUUUGAGGCAAAUGUCAAUUCUACUUGACAAAAAAGGGCUACAGUGUCUCAUUUCUUAAGAAAAACAAUACAUUUAUAAGAGUAAUAAGUUGUUAAUUGUUUUUGUCACUCUUAUUUAAUCUGCUUUAACUUUUUCCCUGAUCUGCUGGUUUGGGAAUCUAAAUCUGAGGAGUAAGACGAAUCUGGGGAGUAUUGUUACUGUGAGAAAGUUAUUGGUCCUGAUCUUUCAGCCCUACUUCACAGUCACAUCCAUCAGUUAUGAGUUUUGUGUAAAUCAAAAUUGCUCUUUUUUGGGUUAAUAAAAGACACUGUUUUUUCUUCCUCUUCA
Messenger RNA from Lepisosteus oculatus (spotted gar), 5587 nucleotides. The record is from RefSeq and is a predicted model, not a curated record. Lineage: Eukaryota; Metazoa; Chordata; Actinopteri; Semionotiformes; Lepisosteidae.